CUCUGCAAAGCAGAGCAAGCAGUGCAAGAGAAAGCAGGGGAGAGGGAGAGAGCUAGUGCUGGAGCUGCUUCGUCUGACUUGGAACUGUCUAAGUCUGGAUGUCCCCCACUUUAAAGAGAACCCCACAAGACUCCAACCCUGCAGAUUAGAAGCCCCAGCAGCUACCAUGGAUGAAGCUAUCCACAGUUUGCAGGAGAGACAGUUACUGGAGCACAGAGAUUUCCUGGGAAUGGACUACCCCUCCUUAUACCUGUGCAAGCCCAAGAGGGGAAUCAAGAGAGAUGACAGCAAGGAGACAUAUAAACUGCCUCACCGACUCAUUGAGAAAAAGAGGAGAGACCGAAUAAAUGAAUGUAUCGCGCAGCUGAAAGACCUUCUGCCUGAACAUCUCAAACUCACGACAUUGGGGCACUUGGAGAAAGCAGUGGUGCUGGAGUUAACUUUGAAGCACUUGAAAGGUUUAACGUCCCUGACGGAGCAGCAGCAUCAGAAGAUCAUCUCAUUACAGAACGGAGAACAUUCAAUGAAAAAUCCCAUCCAGUCAGAUCUGGACGCUUUCCAUUCCGGUUUUCAGACUUGUGCCAAAGAAGUUCUGCAGUACCUCUACCGGUUUGAGAGCUGGUCAGCCCGGGACCAGAGGUGUACCCAGCUCAUCAACCAUCUCCAUUCUGUGUCCAGCCAGAUCCUGCCCAGCUCUCCGCUCCUGUUACAGCAGAUUCCUGGUGGGAAAGCACCUUCGCCAUCUCCGUCUCGAGGGGUUCAAAAAGUAGAGAACCAAGCUAACUGUGUUCCGGUCAUUCAAAGGACACAAAACCUGGAAUUGAGUGAAAAUGACACUGAUACCGACAGUGGGUAUGGGGGUGAGGGGGAGAAGAUGGAGACUAAAAAUGAGGGACAAAGUGGUGGCAAGGGCCAAGAAGCCAACAGUGUGAAUGUCAAACAGGAGCCACUGGAUGAACCGUCACCUAAAAGGUUUAAGGCAGAAUGCUCAGGAUUGGGAGGGCCAGCCAUUGGCUCUGACCCUAUUCUCAGACCUGAUGCCAAUCUUCUCAACACUUUGAUGGGAUUUGGAAGUGGUUCCUUUGGUCAACAAGCACCUUUCUGUUUACCCUUUUACUUAAUCUCGCCCUCGGCAGCAGCUGCAGCAGCGGCAUAUAUGCCUUUUUUAGACAAAGGUGGUUUGGAAAAAUACUUGUACCCAGCGGCUGCCCCAAUCCCUUUCAUCUAUCCAGGAAUCUCAGCCCAGGCAGGAAGCACUUUCCCAUGCCUCUCCUCUGUUUUGUCCCCCGAAAAGAUGCCAGGCUGUUUCUCAGCCCUAUUGUCAGAGCUCCCGGCAUCACCUUUCCAAGCUGGUGGUCCUACCUCACUGGCCACUGAGGACCUUCGGGAGCCUUUACAAGACCUCUUGCAGCCUCCUAAGGAGAACUGAUUAGAAGACACUGGGAAUUUAAGCAAAAUCUAUAUACUUAUAAAUAUGUAUGUAUAGGGAGCCUCUCAUUUUUGUAGCAAGUAUUGAAGUAUCUUACUGGAUCAACAUUAGGGUUGUAUAUUGAUGGGACGGAUGAUGGCUGCUUUAAUUUAACUCACAAAGUGCUAGUUUAGUCAAGUGGAGGUUAUAAGUGGAAGGCAUGUAAGUCUGAAUAUACUUUUUGUUUAACGCCCAAUCCCCCCUCCCAGCGCCUGGUUAAAAAAACAUAAAGAUGUAGGGCAAAAUUAAGAAAAUUACACAAAGUGUACAAAAAAAGCUGGUGACUUUUAUCAGGUGAACUAUUUUUUGUCAGGCAGGCAUAAGCAGUCAUCCUAUAUAGACUAUAUAAUUUCAGGUUCUAAAGAUGACUCCCUUUAAGCUAGACAAGUGGUCCGUCCAAACGUCUAAAAAUAGCAGAUUCUCAGCAGAAUACAGAAUGAAAAAAAAAAAAAAAUUAUAUACAUAUAUAUAUAUAUAUAUAUAUAUAUAUAUUAUAAUGUGUAUGUAGAUGGUCCACCAACUUUUCUAAAGUAUAGGUGGAGAAAUUGGAAUAAAGAAAUAAAAAUUUUAUUGCAAUUGUCUAAUAGUCACAAAAAAAUUAUAAAAUUUUUAUACGCUACAUAUUUUUCAGCUAUCAAACUCUCGCAUAAAGUUUUUAAAAAAUCCCCAAAUUUCGUGAAAAAUCUUCACUUUUUUUGUUAAUACAAUUUAUUGUAAUAAUCAACUUAAAUCAUGAGCUGAGAUUUCAUUUUCAAAAAGACAAAAAUUCAAAGCAACAGUCCAAGCUAAUAGAAUUCUACAGUAGACAAUCAGAGUAGAUGUGGUGCUUGGGUCUUUCCUCUGCCAUGUACAAAAGACACCUGCCAAGCAGCGUGAGAAUAAUGGGUAAUUAUUCCAGUAGAUUUUAUGCCGUAACCUGUUAUAUAAGAGAGGUGUAAUUAUACCUUGUUUGGCAGAUAAAGAAUAUUGUGUUCUCAGCUCUUUCACCGAAAUGGGCUCAGCCAAUACAUUAUGUAAUCAACCUCUUACGUAGAUUAUUUAAUUGGGCAAAAGCAUGCCUCGGCCCAUGUGACUUGCUAGUAUGUUUAUAGACUGUAGGUUUGUUGUACUACGUCUCCGCCCUGUGACCACACAAUAUGAUCCUGUGUCCCAGCCAGAGCCAUCUCCAUUUAGUGUUAAUGUUGGUCUUGUAUCCAUGGGUUUGGGGGCAAUGAAAUUUUGCUUUUUUUUUUUUUCAUUUGUUUUGCUGUAAAAACAAAGCCUGAAUUGUGUUUAAAAAAAAAAUCUAAAUUCAGAAUCCUUCCAUUUAGAGGAGAAAAAUUGAAGAAAAUUUUUCACAACUUUUUUUUUUUUUUGCUGGAGCAAGUUAAAAAAAAAAUUUUUUUUAAAUCACAAAAAUUCUUUGUGAUAUUUCAGUAUUUUUUUUUUUUUUUCUAUAUGUUGGGCUUUGAAGUGGUUAUAACUGUAGAUUCUGAACUCUCGUUUCUAGUUGCACUUUAAUUUUACCAGUUUCUUAAGUUCCACUUGAUAAACUUGCACUUGACGUCUUGACGAGAUUCUUCUUUCUUCUUGAUACUUGAAAGUGGAGUUUAGUGAGAAAAAAUAUCCAUGUAAAUUGUCAAAAACAGCGGUAGCACUUUAUCGGUUGACUGGCCGUGAAUGGGGUGAUGUUCGUCUGAUGUCUCUUUGAAUGGUAGUAAAAGUGUGAAUCCCCAGUUCAAAUUUUUUUAUUAUAUAGUUGCUCAAAAGAAAAAAAAGUGCACUGAAAUAAAAAAAAUAUAUUUAUUUGUAGCUUAUAAAAGUUAUUACUGAAUUGAUAAACUGGAAGAUGGACUCCACCAGUUGUAGAUGUUAGAACUACAAGUCCCAGCAUACUUUGCAAACCAGCCAACUGGGGUUUGUGGCAAUGUUGAGACUUCUUGUCUGUUAACCUCUUGUGCACUGGAGACAAUUGUGUUUACUGUUCUGACAGCAGAAGGAUAGAAACCAUUCCACCAAGUAGUGAUUUGUUUUAUAUGUUGCAGGGAAGGGUCUAAUCCUGUUCAAAUGAAUGCCCUUUAAGGGGCACGUUGAAUGUCUGUGUGGUGCUGAGCACCUGUUUACUGGACUUUGUCUCUUUAACAAAAGUUUUGGUUUUUAUAUUAAAUGUAUAUACAUAUUUUUGAUGUCUUGGGCUACAAGCCCAUCACCCAGUAUGUGGCUAAAACCAUUGCAGCUGAGGUGACUUGGCGCCGUCCCUUGGUGUGAGUCCCUUGAUGGUGAGGAGGUGUUUAACCAAUCAGACCCUGACCUUGUCUCUCUACCUGUCAGUGUUACCAUGUUUUGGACUAAUUUAUAAUGACUCCUUUUAUGCUUACUCUAGAUGAAUAGCAUGAUGGUCUCCAGCUGUUGUACUAAUACUACAACCUACAACCUGCCAUGCCAACCGCCGGAGACCAAAAGGUUACUUAUCUCAGAUCUAGAUGAAAGGGCAGUUCCAGUCAUGGUGGAAAAUUAUCCUACCUACCCAGUUCCACCAUCUUGCUCAUAGGGGGCAGUAUGAUAGUAGUUUUUGCACAUAGGGACAGUAUUAUGGUAGUCAUAUACAUGUCCAAAGAGGGCAGUAUUACAUUAUAGUUUUGUUCAUAGGAGCAAAAACUGCAUUACUCAGCAGGGGGCGACAAUGAGCACUGGAGAAAGCUCCUUCCAGUGUAGACUGUGAAAUCUGUGCUAUCUACUAAAACAAUGGGAUUGAAUUUUUGAAUUCAAAGAAAAAGGGUAUCUAGCAAACCUUUUCAAGAUGUCUUUGAGAAUACUUACUUUUCCAUGGAUAGUAAUAUCAGCAGUGAUUGGAAUUGCUCUUUAGUCUUCAGGCCCUUGAUAUCCUUUUUGUGACCCACCACCCCUUUUACAUGAAACCUCUUAAUGUCUAACUUGGACUGUGCAUUUCUUUAGAUACUAUAUGGAGGUGCUAAGGUACUGAUUGCCUUAAAAAUUCUAUCGCAUGCCAAACUUUUUGUAAUUUUGUCAGCCUGUAGCUCUUUUGGGACCAGAGAUCCCAGCAGACUUUGUAGUUCAAGCUACAACUUAACCCCCACCCUCCACCACACACACAUGAGCUGAUAGAUGGACUACUCCAUAGACAGACCUUUCACCCUACUCCUUUUUAAUGUUUUAUUAUUUUUUCAAAAACAUUUUUCAUUAUUUUUAGGGACUUUAGAGAAUCUGCUGUAAUUCAGAAUUUGACAAGUCUAAAGUUGUAAAAUCUUGUCCUGGAGGCCACCAGACAGCGGAGAUAAUGAUGGAGGAAGCUUCCUUCUUUUUUUAAUAGGACUUAAUAAGACCUUGUCUAGAUAUUUAUAGGUUGUUGCUAAGGUAGCACUGUGAGAUAUCGCACUUCAUUGUUAUGUAAGAGGUGAGAUGCGACAGAGAAUGACUAAGGGUGAAUAAUCCCUGUUUUUUUUAUUUUAUUUUUUGUAAUUUUUCGCUGCUGUUUGCCUCAAACGCUGUGUUUAAACAACGUUCUACAAACUUUACGAGCCAACGCUGUGGCCGGUUUUGUAUAUAGAUGUGAAAUACAUCUGAAACGAAUGAUGUCUGAUGAGCUAUUUUUGUAAAGGGGGUCAAUUUUUUUUGCGAUUUAAUAUAUGUUAUUUGGAAGGAUUUGCAGUAACAGAAGUUGUACUUUUGUUGCAAUGCUUUUUGCUUGGUAUAUACUGUGUGCUACCAUAAAUUAUUGAAAUAAAAUACAAAAAAGUGAGGAAAAAA
Molecule: messenger RNA, 5215 nt
Organism: Bufo gargarizans (Asiatic toad)
Lineage: Eukaryota; Metazoa; Chordata; Amphibia; Anura; Bufonidae
Gene: BHLHE41
Product: basic helix-loop-helix family member e41
Exons: 5
Coding region: 167-1429 (420 amino acids)
Biological process (GO): circadian regulation of gene expression; anterior/posterior pattern specification; regulation of neurogenesis
Cellular component (GO): nucleus
Molecular function (GO): protein dimerization activity; RNA polymerase II cis-regulatory region sequence-specific DNA binding; DNA-binding transcription factor activity, RNA polymerase II-specific
Source: RefSeq, a predicted model, not a curated record